Messenger RNA from Acinonyx jubatus (cheetah), 9696 nucleotides. It is a transcript of the gene SMC1A, whose product is annotated as structural maintenance of chromosomes 1A. The record is from RefSeq and is a predicted model, not a curated record. Gene Ontology annotation, cellular component: chromosome; nucleus; cohesin complex. Gene Ontology annotation, biological process: sister chromatid cohesion. Lineage: Eukaryota; Metazoa; Chordata; Mammalia; Carnivora; Felidae. The coding region runs from base 103 to 3699 and encodes 1198 amino acids. Gene Ontology annotation, molecular function: ATP binding; protein binding; DNA binding. The transcript is spliced from 24 exons.
UGUCUUCCGCCCGGCCUGCACUGCGGUGUUUCCCGCGCGGGCUACCCCAGUUCCCGGGCGUACGGCGCGGCCUUUUGUACAGCCGCCGGCGCCGCUGCUGUCAUGGGUUUCCUGAAACUGAUUGAGAUCGAGAACUUUAAGUCGUACAAGGGUCGGCAGAUUAUCGGACCGUUUCAGAGGUUCACCGCCAUCAUUGGACCCAAUGGCUCUGGUAAGUCAAAUCUCAUGGAUGCGAUCAGCUUUGUAUUGGGUGAGAAAACCAGCAACCUGCGAGUAAAGACCCUGAGGGACCUGAUCCAUGGAGCUCCUGUGGGCAAGCCAGCUGCCAAUCGGGCCUUUGUCAGCAUGGUCUACUCUGAGGAGGGUGCUGAGGACCGCACCUUUGCCCGUGUCAUUGUUGGGGGUUCUUCUGAGUACAAGAUCAACAACAAAGUGGUUCAGCUACAUGAGUACAGUGAGGAAUUAGAGAAGUUGGGCAUUCUCAUCAAAGCUCGUAACUUCCUCGUCUUCCAGGGUGCUGUGGAAUCUAUUGCCAUGAAGAAUCCCAAAGAGAGGACAGCUCUAUUUGAAGAGAUAAGUCGCUCUGGGGAGCUGGCCCAGGAGUAUGACAAGCGAAAGAAGGAAAUGGUGAAGGCUGAAGAGGACACACAGUUUAAUUACCAUCGCAAAAAAAACAUUGCGGCUGAACGCAAGGAAGCCAAACAGGAGAAAGAAGAGGCCGACCGCUACCAGCGCCUGAAGGAUGAGGUGGUGCGAGCUCAGGUGCAGCUGCAGCUCUUUAAGCUUUAUCAUAAUGAAGUGGAGAUUGAGAAGCUCAAUAAGGAACUGGCCUCUAAGAACAAGGAGAUUGAGAAGGACAAGAAGCGUAUGGACAAGGUAGAGGACGAGCUGAAGGAGAAGAAGAAGGAGCUGGGCAAAAUGAUGCGGGAGCAGCAGCAGAUUGAGAAGGAGAUCAAGGAGAAGGACUCAGAGCUGAACCAGAAGCGACCUCAAUACAUCAAAGCCAAGGAGAAUACCUCCCACAAAAUCAAGAAGCUGGAAGCAGCCAAGAAGUCCCUACAGAAUGCUCAGAAGCAUUACAAGAAGCGUAAAGGUGACAUGGAUGAGCUGGAAAAGGAGAUGCUGUCAGUAGAGAAAGCCCGGCAGGAGUUUGAGGAACGGAUGGAAGAGGAGAGUCAGAGUCAGGGCAGAGACUUAACCUUGGAGGAGAAUCAGGUGAAGAAAUACCACCGGUUGAAAGAAGAAGCCAGCAAGAGAGCGGCUACGUUGGCCCAGGAGCUGGAGAAGUUCAAUCGAGAUCAGAAAGCCGACCAGGACCGGCUGGAUCUGGAAGAGCGGAAGAAAGUAGAGACAGAGGCCAAGAUCAAGCAAAAGCUGCGGGAGAUUGAAGAGAAUCAGAAACGGAUUGAGAAACUAGAGGAAUACAUUACCACUAGCAAGCAGUCCCUAGAGGAGCAGAAGAAGUUAGAGGGGGAGCUGACAGAGGAGGUGGAGAUGGCCAAACGGCGUAUUGAUGAGAUCAAUAAGGAGCUGAACCAGGUGAUGGAGCAGCUAGGUGAUGCCCGUAUUGACCGCCAGGAGAGCAGCCGCCAACAGCGAAAGGCAGAGAUUAUGGAAAGCAUCAAGCGCUUGUACCCUGGCUCUGUGUAUGGACGCCUCAUUGACCUCUGUCAGCCCACACAAAAGAAGUACCAGAUUGCCGUGACCAAGGUUUUGGGCAAGAACAUGGAUGCCAUUAUCGUGGACUCUGAGAAGACAGGCCGGGACUGUAUUCAGUAUAUCAAGGAACAGCGUGGGGAGCCUGAGACUUUCUUGCCUCUUGACUACCUGGAGGUGAAACCUACAGAUGAGAAGCUCCGGGAACUGAAGGGGGCCAAGCUGGUGAUUGACGUAAUUCGCUAUGAGCCACCCCACAUCAAAAAGGCCCUGCAAUAUGCUUGUGGCAACGCCCUUGUGUGUGACAAUGUGGAGGAUGCCCGCCGCAUUGCCUUUGGCGGCCACCAGCGUCACAAGACGGUGGCACUGGAUGGGACCCUGUUCCAGAAGUCAGGGGUGAUCUCUGGUGGAGCCAGUGACUUGAAAGCCAAGGCUCGGCGCUGGGAUGAGAAAGCGGUAGAUAAGUUGAAAGAGAAGAAGGAGCGGUUGACAGAGGAGCUGAAAGAGCAGAUGAAGGCAAAGCGGAAAGAGGCAGAGCUACGUCAGGUACAGUCUCAGGCCCAUGGACUACAGAUGCGGCUCAAGUACUCGCAGAGUGACCUGGAACAGACUAAGACAAGACAUCUAGCCCUGAAUCUGCAGGAAAAGUCCAAGCUGGAGAGUGAGCUAGCCAACUUUGGGCCUCGCAUUAAUGAUAUCAAGAGGAUCAUCCAGAGCCGAGAGAGGGAAAUGAAAGACUUGAAGGAGAAGAUGAACCAGGUGGAGGAUGAGGUGUUUGAAGAGUUUUGUCGGGAGAUUGGUGUGCGCAACAUCCGAGAGUUUGAGGAAGAGAAGGUGAAGCGGCAGAACGAAAUUGCCAAGAAGCGUUUGGAGUUUGAGAAUCAGAAGACUCGCUUGGGCAUCCAGUUGGAUUUUGAAAAGAACCAACUGAAAGAGGACCAGGAUAAAGUGCACAUGUGGGAGCAGACAGUGAAAAAGGAUGAAAAUGAGAUAGAAAAGCUCAAGAAGGAGGAGCAAAGACACAUGAAGAUCAUAGAUGAGACCAUGGCCCAGCUACAAGACCUGAAGAAUCAGCACCUGGCCAAGAAGUCGGAGGUGAAUGAUAAGAAUCAUGAGAUGGAGGAGAUUCGUAAGAAACUGGGGGGCGCCAACAAGGAAAUGACCCACUUACAGAAGGAGGUAACAGCCAUUGAGACCAAGCUUGAACAGAAACGCAGUGACCGCCACAACCUGCUACAGGCCUGCAAGAUGCAGGACAUCAAGUUGCCACUGUCUAAAGGCACUAUGGACGACAUUAGUCAGGAAGAGGGUAGCUCCCAGGGGGAGGAUUCAGUGAGUGGUUCUCAGCGAACUUCCAGUAUCUAUGCACGAGAGGCCCUCAUCGAGAUUGACUACGGUGACCUGUGUGAGGAUCUGAAGGAUGCCCAGGCCGAGGAGGAGAUCAAACAGGAGAUGAAUACACUGCAGCAGAAGCUCAAUGAGCAGCAGAGUGUACUCCAGCGUAUUGCUGCCCCUAACAUGAAAGCCAUGGAAAAGCUGGAAAGUGUCCGAGACAAGUUCCAGGAGACCUCAGAUGGUAAGAUUUUUCCCUUUUACUUGGGUCUAUGCAAGUCUGGAAGCUCUGGAGAGAACCAUGUCCUCUCCUGGUUCUGUAGGUUCCUGGAGCACAGGUCUCUGAAGAAGUGGAGGGGGAUGCUGGCCUGUGUGAUGGGCCCUGGGGCUUUCCCGCCCCACCCCUGCCCCCAUCAGUGUCAGCUCACCUACUGGUUCCCUCCCAGCUACAAGCCAGCCCCCUUCUUCGUCCUGGAUGAGAUCGAUGCUGCCUUGGAUAACACCAACAUUGGCAAGGUGGCAAAUUACAUCAAGGAGCAGUCGACUUGCAACUUCCAGGCCAUCGUCAUCUCUCUCAAGGAGGAGUUCUACACCAAGGCUGAGAGCCUCAUUGGAGUCUACCCCGAGCAAGGGGACUGUGUGAUCAGCAAAGUCCUGACCUUCGACCUCACCAAGUACCCAGAUGCCAACCCCAACCCCAAUGAGCAGUAGCAGUAGUUCUGCCCUCCUGCCCUGUCUGGAUCCCUAAGCUGCCCCUCUCCCAAUCUCUCAAUACUUGGCUCCCAACCUUCCCCUACCUCCUGUCCCUGUUUGGUAUAGUCAUGGGAUUUAGGCACUGCUGUCAAGCAUGAAGAGGAACAGAGGUGAUGUUAGGUCUGGAGCAAAAAUUCCUGAGCUACAGGGAGCAUCCUGGCCUUUGGAAGGAGGUGCUGAGCUGAACUGAGCCGAACAGGGCCAUCUGUCCAUUCUUUCUUCCCUCCCCCCCGCCUUCCCCUCCCCAGACCCCCUCCCAUCACCCAUAACCAUAGGUCCCUUGGGCCUCUUGCAUCUUGCUUGUGUGUGGGUAUGUAUGUGUGUAUAUAUGUGUCUGCGUGUGUGCAUGUGGGUGUGUUAGCACAAUAAUAAAGAUAUCGGAGAUUCAUUUUAGAAGGAGCCUAGGCUGAACUUGAUUCUAAGAGAGCUUAGUAUGACAGCACCCCAGAGCUGGGCAAAGGUAUUCAGGACCUCAUAGGAGUCAGUCAUGUGAAACUGCCCUCAUUUCACUGAUUCGUGUGUUCAUUCAUUUGUGUGUUUAUCAGACAUAUAUCGAGCACUCUUUAUUUGUCAGGCUCUAUUCUAGAAAUACAGAGCUGAAUCAGACAUGAUCUCUACCCUCCUACUGAGGAGAUGCAGUAGGUUCAUGAUUUCCCAUGGUCAGCUGAAUUCUAUGUAUAUGUACUUUGAGAAGAGGAUGAUCACCUCCAGGCUUCCUGGAGAAGGUCACAUUUGAGCUGAACCUUGACAAAUUGGUAGGAUUUGCUUGGGCACUAGGAGCAGAGCCUGGGCUCUGGGGACAGACAGUUUUGGGUUCUCGUCCUUUUUUUAAGUCGCUAAUCUGAUGUUGAGCAAGUCAUUUGACCUUUCUGUGCCUCAGUUUCCUCAUCUGUAAAAUGGGGCUAACAAUAUUACCUACCUCAUAGGAUUUAAUGAUGUCAAGCUCCUCACUGGGGGCCUUAUCCCUGCUUGGAGCCCACUAGGUGCCGACCCCUCAGAAUACAAGCCUUCUCAUACCUAGACCCCUGUGGGCUCUGAUCCCAAUUGUUAGGGACAGAAAGAGCCUCCAAAUCUGGAAGAUACUGGAUGCCUAGCUUUUUGAGAAAGUUCCAGGGCACCAGUGGGGUUUAUCUGGUAAGUGAAGGGCCUAAGGAAGCCUAUAGCUUCAAUCGUGUGGUAACCAGGUGCCUGGGCCCCAACCUGGGUUGUGAGGAAGUCGGGGAGAGGUAGCCUGGGCCACAUCCCGGCCGAAUGUGUGUGAAGUUCCUUUUGGGAACUAACUGUGUCAGCUGUAGGGACCGUGCAGAGGCAGCAGAGCCUGCUGCCAUGAGGUCAGCCUUUGCUCGUUCAUGUACACUGUCAGACCAUCACCUUGUUCUGAUUGUAUACUGCAUUUUUGUUUUUUAAAAGUUAAGUCAGUUCUGAUUACUCAAGUAAUGCAUGAAUCCAUUCUCUAAGACAUUAGAUUUAUAAAUAAAGGUAGCCUCAUUUGACUACCAUUCCCCAUCCCCCUCUAAACUGCUAUCGUGUGUGUUGUACAUCCAUCUAGACUGUUUUUAAGAUUUUUACGUAUAUAAUUCAUUGAAAAUACUGUUGUGUAUUUAAUAUAAAUGGCAUAUUGAGUCGUUCUACAAUUUGCUUUCUUCAAUUUAACGAUGUUUUUGAGAUCUAUGCAUGUUUUUACAAAAUGUAGAUUCAAUUCAUCCUUUGUAAUGGCUAUAUAGACUGCCAUUAUAGGACUCUAUCACAUCUUCCCAUUUCUUUUGUGAUAGAUAGUUAAGACUGUUUUCUCUUUUUGCUAUUAUGGAAUACUACACAGGAACAACACGUGUGUGUGUGUGCGCGUGUGUGUAUGAGUUUACCUAGGGUUGCUUCCUAGGUUGAACUGCAGAGUCAUAGGCUAUUUAUAUUUUUGUUUUAAAUAGAUACUUCCAAAUUGCCCUCCUGUACUAUUUACUCAAUAUUUUCCUGAGGUUGUCUUAGGUAUAAUGUUGUUACCUACUUCAGUUUCAUCCUAGGUAGUGAUAUCCGUGAAACCACGGGUUUGAUAUGCUAAUUAUGUAUUUUUCUAAUACAUAUUAAAAGGCAUAACUCAAAUUUGUGUUCAACCAAAGAAGUCACAUACCACCAGUGGUACGUGUGCUAUAGUUUGGGAAAUGCUGGCAUAUCUGAAAGAGCACAGUCUGGGAGUCACCCUGGUUCAAAUCCUAGCUGUAGAAACUUUAGCUCGUUACUUCACCUCCCUGAAUCUCAGUUUCCUCGCAUAGGAAAGGAGGUCAUAUGUGCCUACUUUGCAGCAGUGUAGGCAAGAUGAAGUGAAAUACAUUUGAAGCAAUUUGGCUGGCACUUAGAUUAUCACAGGCCUUUCAAGGUAGCAGUUACUAUUCUCCUCACUUUACAGUUGAGGAUACUGAGGCCCAGGAAGGUUAAUGACCAAGCUACCAGAUAACAGGGUUUGAACUCAGGCCCUCCGAUUCAGUCUUGUGCUUUCUCCGCUGCGAGGAUGGUUAUCAACCUUGGCUGUGUACCAGAAUCACUUGUGAAGCUUUUUCUUUUUCCUUUUUAAAAAUCAAAGCAAUAUAUACACUGAUUAGAAGGUGAAAUAGUACAGAAGGGCUUAUAAUAAAAAGCAGCUGUUCCCUGCUGCACCUCCACAUCCAAAAUGAUGUGGAGCUCCUUGCUCUGGUCCCGCCUCUGAAAGUCUAAUUCAGUAGGUGUGGAUAAUAAUAUGGAUAAUAAUCCUUACCUCACAGGGUGGAAAGGAUUAGACGACAUGCCUUGGGCUGAAGCCCUGGCCCACAGGAACACAAAUGUGACAAAGGACUUAGGUCCUGGGGAUCAGAGAGGUGAGAGGCCUUGUCCUAGAGCCCAGUGGUUCGUUGGCAGAGCCUAGACUUAACCAGGAGGAUCGCUGUGCUUGCCCAGUGCUUGCCCACUGUGCCACACUGCCUCCUAUCAUCACAGGGCAACAUGUGCUGAGUGAAGGCUGUACUCAGAUGACAGCCAACACCACAGUGUUGCCAAGAGUAGACUAUGUCCAAAUAGAAUCUCUAGGGCUAGUUGGAUGGCACUAGGCUGACUCCUUUAUACUCUGGACCCAGUAGCCUUGGUCUAGGGAGUUUAAGAAAACUCCAUGGCAGUGUUUACCUUUAACUGGGCACUUCACUCUAGGAAUCUCGUGUUGUGCGCCAGGGACACAAACAGGAGUUCAAUCUUUACCCCGCCUUUGAGGAGCUCACUAGUUGGGGGAGGCAAUUCAUAGAACAGCCUUUAACCAUAUAGUGUGAUAGCACUCUUGACGGGAGCAUUGAAAAAUGAGGACUAUCUAGCUUAAAUGUAGAGGUUCCGGGAAGGCAUCCUCUAGUCUAGGAGGUGACACCUGAGCUGAGUCUCGAGAGACUGGUAGGAACCAUCCAGUUGAAGUAGAGGGAAUUUCCAGGUUGUGGAGACAGUAUGCACAAAGACCUGAAGGCAAGAAAUGGCAAAACAGUUCCAAAAUCCUGAAACAAGUUUUACUGAGGUGGGGAAGAACAGCAGGAAGUGAAGCUGGAGAAGUAUUCGAGAGCCAGAGAUUUGAAGAGGGGAGUAAGAGCCUGGUGACAGAGUUCAGAUUUACUUCCUUGGGACAGUGUGGUUCCCAAACUGGCUGUGCACCAGAGACGCAUGGAGCAUCCCAGGCCCCAGCCUCUAAACGUUCAAUUUCUGUAAUGGAUGGGGCCUCAGGAUCUUGAGUGCUUAGAAAAGUCAGCAUGUGACUGUAGGGUGCAGCCAGGUUUGGGAACUAGCUGUAGGCAGUGUGGGAGCCACGGAAUGGUUUUAGGAGACUGUGUGUCAGAUGAGAACUUAAUAAACCUUUUUCUGGUCAGCCAGUAUGGAAAUGGUUUAGGAUAGAUGUGCAUGCUGUAUGCUGCCAGACCUGUGGUUUCCCUGUUGCUCAACUACUCACUGUAUUGGCUUGUUUUGUCUCUGAAUAAGCUAAAAGCACCACAAGGAUGGGCCUGGGGUUAUCUUGCUACUGGUAUAUCCCCAGCAAAAAGCACAGUGCCUAACCCAAAACAGGCACCCAAUAAAUAGUUUUUGAGUGAGUGAGUGCGUGAAUGAAUGCACUUGUGAGGGAGAGAAUGGAGACAGGGAGAUCAGUUAGGAAACUAUUGAGAAGACUAGGAGGACUACUCAAGGGCAACAGUAGUGAGAAUGGGUUGGAGGCAACAAAAGUGAGCUGUAAAGGGAAGGUGAUGAGCUGGACUUCGUGACUGAUUAUUGGAUGUGGAGAGUGACUGAGAGGAUAAAUGAAUGUCCAUCAGUAGCCCACAUUCCUACCCUAUCCCAGUCAUUCUCCUCUUUCCUCAUCCAUCUAAGUCAGAAUCUCCUUCCAGCCUCAGCAACUGGAACUCCUCCCCUAAGUUAGUUAAACAUUCUGUGUGCUAUUUGGUGUCCCCCCCCCCACCCCGCCCAGCCUCCCAGCCAUUGAUUCAUUCAUCCAGUUCAAUAAAUCUUGGCUAAGCACCUCCUGUAUGCAGUGAGGCUCUUCCAAGCCAGGACUCUGACUCCCUCUUUCCUACCUCAAGAGAUGUUUUUGAGGGCUUCCCCAGGUAAGACUCCCAUCCCUUAGACCAUUACCUAAAGUGAGAUGCCUAGAUGUCAGACCUGUAAGGGAACUUACAGACUUUGUCCAACUCCCUCCUGAGGCCCUGGGAGGGGAAGGAGCUUGCCCAAGGCCCCAUUACUAGAAAGUGUCAGAGCCAGAACUGGAACCUAAGUUCCUUUUCCACAUCACUCCUAGAGCCUUGAUCUCUCCCAUCACAGAUCAGGACAAGCAGAGGUGGCCAGGGAGAAGGCGGGACUUAGGUUGGCCUUGAAGGUCAGUGUACUGGACAGGCCAAACAAGAAGCUUGCCAAUUACACUGCCCCCUUCUGGAAACCCUCAGCAAACCUGCCAUGCCCACAGUCCCUUCUAAGGGGUUUCUUAAGCAUGAGUUGCCAUGCUCUGUACCAUGUGACCUCACAAUCCUGGCCACAGAUGUUUAGUUUGGGAUAGUAUCUGACUUGAGGACAGCCAGUCUCUAGGUCGCAGCCUAUGAGGUGGACUGAUGUAAGAACUCUACCUCAUAGGGAUGGCCUGUAUUAAAUGGCCUCCAGGGAGGCUAGAUGUGAGGCAUUCAGAAGUGAACAAUUAAUUAGAAUUUAGUGAGACAGAAGUGGUGGUGGAUGAGGGGUGCCAGAAGCGAAACAGCAAAAGCAAGGAGAAAGCUGCAGGGACCAUAGAUGUUUAUUAUCGUGAGAACAUGGGGCCGCAAGGUAGCAGAAGCCAUGAAGCAGCAAGACAACAAUGGGCCAAAAGGACAAAGAAGCCAUGAAGCAAUAGGAGCCACAAUGUAGCAGGAGCCACGAGGAACAGAAACCAUGAGGCAGAACCCUGAAUCUGAGAUCCAUGAAGCAGCAGAAGGUUCAAAUGGACAAGAUCCACGAGGUAGCAGAAGUGAUGAGACUGUAAGAGCCACAAGGUAGCCAGGCAGCAGGAAUCGAAGAGGCUGCAGGAUUUAUAAGGCAAACAGAAGCUACAACACAGAAAGCCCUGGAUUCAUUAGAACUGAAGCCCCAGAAGCCAGGAAGCUGUGGGAGCCAGGAGGCCCAGAAGCUGUGAGGCCCCCAAAGGCCAAGGGCUAGAGAGGAGGGGAGCAGAGGGAAAAGAAAGAAAGAAAGAUAAAAGGUAGUCAGUAGCAGUAGGAGGAGUAUAAAUACAGCCAGAAAGAAGUUGAGUCACCAUUUUGGGAAGCACUAGAGAAGGGAGCAACAGAUGCCUGCAGCUGAGGGGGUGAUGAGAUAAGCCAGGCUCUAGAGCUGCUUUGGAUCAUGAACCAUUUUCGAGUUUCUGUUCCUCCAUGAGGCUGCCUGUGUAGCUGUUCUUGUCUUCCUUAUUUCCCUGUGAAUGCUUCAAUAAAUCUCCAUCACUAA